Messenger RNA from Colletotrichum acutatum, 1203 nucleotides. RefSeq lists its product as uncharacterized. The transcript is spliced from 2 exons. NCBI's taxonomy places the organism in Eukaryota, Fungi, Ascomycota, Sordariomycetes, Glomerellales, Glomerellaceae. The coding region runs from base 154 to 831 and encodes 225 amino acids. The record is from RefSeq and is a predicted model, not a curated record.
GUCGAACAGCGGAUUCAGCUGAAGUGGCGUCUUACAUGACGUGGCACCCUGGUAGACCAGUCUUGAAUCAUCCACGGCAUAUCGGCCUAAUUCGACCAUAAACGAUUCUCUGUGGAAACAUGAUCUGAUUGAAGAUGGCCAAUUGACUGCACUAUGCACAAAUCAGCACAAGUCGUUGAGCCAGUAGUAGCUACGGGUAUACGACGUUAUUCCCAAGUUAGGCAGGUCGGAUGGAGCUUACCCUGCGAAGAGAAGCCCUUUAUAUCUGCGACAACUAACGAGCCCUUGAAAUGGAGAACAUCCCCUUUCCCCGGGUCUCGAAACAAAACUCCGAAGAUAACCUUCGAGACAAGUCUUUUUGCAGGCCCCCAUCCGAUGCUUGAACUUGCAUAUUCGGCGACAUCCCCCGGGACACGAAGACGCGGGCAACAAGGCUCUGCCUUGAUCCCUAGCCCGACAGCCAGCCCCCAAAGAGCCAAGGGCCCAAACCACUAUGGAUCUUGUGCCAAAAACCCUUCUAGAACCCCUUCUUCCCUCGUGUCGCCCCGUCUCAGAGGCUCGAGAUCCCUCCCUCAACUCGAGCCGGCGCACCGGAUGGAACGUCCGGGAGGUGACGGAGCCACAAAGACACAAGAGUCACGGAGUCACAGACAGGCGGGCUGCGCUUCAUCAACUCGGACCCGGGUGACUCGAGGCCCGGUUCAUCAAGAAACGGCCCCAGUGUUCCAGAACAAGCUUGUCGAAGUUCUGCCUUCCCCCCACAUGCCCGCCAACUUGAUCAACACUAUCCGUAACAUUAAAACCGAAGGACCUCACCAUGGAAAGGCGUAAUCGGAAUCGGCACCCCGUCUCGACCGUAACAGCUCCCCAUCAACUCUGCCACCUCGCGCGGGUGGCGGAUACUCCGGCCAUCUGUCUGUGACUGACAGCUGCUUAAAACACAAUGCCUUGAAGGGAUCGGGAUCCUGGGAAGGCCAAGUCAGCCACACGCUGCAUAGCUCCGCUUCCUGUCUGCCAAACGCGACCCGUUCGCGUUGCCCGCCCACCUUCCCACCUUCAAGAUAACUGCGACAAACGAGAAACGCGAAAAAGAAGAAACGAGGACGUUGGUGUUUCCAACGCUAGCGUUUCGCGGUUUCUGCCUAGCCUUUAGGUGAGUUUCUUCCCUCACUACGAGCAACGAGCUAGAACCGAACAGUGAUC